AUGAAGCUAAAGCAGCGAGUUGUGCUGUUGGCCAUCCUCCUUGUCAUCUUCAUUUUCACGAAAGUUUUCCUCAUUGACAACUUGGACACCUCGGCUGCCAACCGGGAGGACCAGCGCGCCUUUCACCGUAUGAUGGCAAGCCUCCGCAUAGAACUGGACCCCCGGCUUGACCACACAUUGCAGUCCCCUUGGGAGAUUGCAGCCCAGUGGGUGGUGCCCCGGGAGGUGUAUCCCGAGGAGACGCCAGAGCUAGGGGCUGUUAUGCAUGCCAUGACGACAAAGAAAAUAAUAAAAGCUGAUGUAGGAUACAAAGGGACCCAGCUGAAAGCUUUGCUAAUACUUGAAGGAGGUCAGAAGGUUGUCUUCAAACCCAAGAGAUAUGCCAGGGAUUAUGUUGUGGAAGGAGAACCAUACGCUGGCUAUGACAGACACAAUGCAGAGGUGGCAGCCUUUCACUUGGAUAGAAUUCUGGGUUUCCGACGAGCUCCGCUGGUGGUUGGCAGGUUUGUGAAUCUACGUACAGAGAUCAAACCAGUAGCCACCGAGCAGCUUCUGGGUACCUUCAUGACUGUGGGUAAUAACACUUGCUUCUAUGGGAAGUGCUACUAUUGUCGGGAAACAGAACCAGCUUGUGCAGAUGGGGACAUCAUGGAGGGAUCCGUGACCCUGUGGCUACCAGAUGUCUGGCCUCUUCAGAAGCAUCGGCACCCAUGGGGUAGGACUUACCGUGAAGGCAAACUUGCCAGGUGGGAGUACGACGAAAGCUAUUGUGAUGCUGUGAAGAAGACUUCACCGUAUGACUCGGGCCCUCGUCUUCUUGAUAUCAUUGACACCGCCAUCUUUGACUAUUUGAUUGGGAAUGCUGACCGGCAUCACUAUGAGAGUUUCCAGGAUGAUGAAGGAGCCAGUAUGCUCAUCCUCCUGGAUAAUGCCAAAAGCUUUGGAAACCCUGCCCUGGAUGAAAGAAGCAUCUUGGCUCCUCUUUAUCAGUGCUGCAUCAUCCGGGUUUCUACCUGGAACAGACUCAAUUAUCUGAAGAAUGGAGUACUGAAGUCUGCCUUAAAAACUGCUAUGUCGCAUGACCCCAUCUCACCAGUGCUGUCUGACCCUCAUCUGGAUGCCCUAGACCAGCGGCUUCUCAGUAUUCUGGCUACAGUGAAGCAGUGCACAGACCAGUUUGGGCCAGAUGUUGUGCUGGUGGAAGACAGGAUGACUCUGUCUCAUUUGUAAUUGUAGUGGAACACAGAGGAAAUUCCUUUUUUAAAAAACAAACAAACAAUCAAGCGAUAGAAAAACAGCACAAUCAGUUCGGAAAGGCUGUGGCCAAGGUGGACAGGAAAGCUUCCGAGCCAGAGAAACAGAGGUGACACUGGCUUUUACCUGGGGCUGACAGCAGUGAGAGGUGGGAAGUUGGAGCCUGGGACGGCUCAGUACCCGUGACGGCAUCUUGGCCGUCGUGAAGUGUCCAUUGCCGGCAGUGGACAUUGCACUGGAUAAAAAUGGCUCUUGGUGUUGGUGGAAGUGUGUGGAAUACAAACACUAAUUUGUGGACUGAAUCUGGAGGGGACAAAUGGAGGUGAACAGUACGAUCCUCUCCCCUUCUCUUCCCCACAUGUACUCUUGCGAGUUUUUGUUGAUUCAGGGUUGUACGUAAUCAG
Opisthocomus hoazin is the source of this 1658-nucleotide messenger RNA. The record is from RefSeq and is a predicted model, not a curated record. Lineage: Eukaryota; Metazoa; Chordata; Aves; Opisthocomiformes; Opisthocomidae.